CGCACAAGUGGCUCUCUGAGGAGAAGGGGAUGGAGAAAGAAAGGGUGGGGUCAAGGUUCAAACGAAAGGCUCCCAUUGGGACUCCCUUUCUGUUAUCAAAUUUGUUGAGACACAAAAAGAGCAACAGUCUCAUUCCCAAGAACAUCUUGAGGGAGAGAAAAAGGGGUUAUAGGACAGCAUUCUUUGUGUCAGCUCGUCCACAGCUCGGCGGUCGAACUCCCAGUCUUCACUUUGCUCCACUCUGCUCCUGCACCGAUUAAAGUCCACUCUCUGUCAGCUGAAUUGUUCCUCCAGCAGCCAACCAACUCUGAAAGGCUCUAAAGCUCAGCCACCAAAAUGGAGUCUGCUACAGCGGCGCUGCCAUCCCUGCUGUCCAAUCAGUCGUCAAAGAGCUGUGCAGUAGUGGACACAACAGUUGAAAACACACUGUUUGGAUGCUUCUACAUCCUGGUUUUCUUCCUGGCGCUGAACGGUAACAGUCUGGCUCUUUGGAUCUUCGCUCACCAGCGUGGCUCUUCCUCUCCAGCGAACAUCUUUUUGAUUCACCUGGCUGUGGCAGACUUAUCGUACGUGAUCAUCCUCCCACUGAGGGCCACCUACCACCUCACUGGAGGCCACUGGCCCUUCGGCGAGGUGCCCUGCAGGGUGGCAGGCUUUUUGUUUUAUGUCAACAUGUACGCUAGCUUGUACUUCCUGGCCUGUGUAGCGGGGGAUCGGUACCUGGCUGUGGUUCACGCUGUGAGGUCACUGAAGGUUCGCCGAGCUCGCUACGCUCACAUCAUCAGCUUCUCUCUGUGGGCCCUGGUCACUGUCUCCAUGGCACCGCUGCUGAUCACCCACCAGACUGCAGAGGUGGAAGGCAUGACAGUGUGCUUGCAGCUCUACAGAGAGAAGGCCUCGCGCAAUGCACUGAUCUCACUGGCUGUGGCUUUCACCCCACCUUUCCUCGCCACCCUGUCCUGUUACCUGCUCAUCAUUUACAGCCUGCAUCGGGGCUCCAGAUUAGAGCCGGCCCUCAAGUUAAAGGCCCUGCGCACCAUCGGCCUGGUCAUGCUCAUCUACGUAGUCUGUUUCCUGCCUUAUCAUGUGAGCAGGGCCACUUUCAUCCUGGGCUACAGCCAUCCCGACGUCUCCUGCCAGACACGCAGAGGCUUGAGCUUGGCCAACCGCCUCACCUCCUCCCUCACCUGCCUGAACGGUGCUAUGGACCCGCUGAUCUACCUGUUUGGGGCGGAGAAGUUCCGUGGCACUGUAAUGCGACUGUUUUGCAAAGAUAAGGCCGGGGUGUCAGGAACCACCAGUGGAGAGUUAAAGGGAACACACGAGAGCUCCUUGAGUGCCAAGUCUGAGUUUUGAAAAAGAGAAAUUUGAACUUGAUCUGGAGCAUUAUUUCAUAUAGAUGCAUUUCCAACACAAAAAAAAUGUGCUGUUAUUUUCUUGAUAUUCCACUGCAGCCCCCUUUGAAUUUAAGGCCCAGUUCCAGCGUUCACCCUAUGCCCUAUACACUGAACCCUCACACAAUAACUGACAGAUGUCAUUUACUGGGACAGCACUUUGAGGAACCUACGCCAUUCUGUUUACAGUGUGAGACUCAUAUUCCAUAUGUAAUGUAAUGAAUUGGAAUUAAUGUUUUUUGCUAAGUUGUAAUUUUGGAACAGUUUUGCAUACAAAGAGGUCACUAUCAUGCCACCUUAAGACAAACAAGUAAUCCCGUAAGUCACUCCUUCACCUCCUUCCAUGUUUUGCUUGCGUUUCCUUUUUUGUGCUUCUGAAAUGUCAUUGCCAUUAGUUGUGCACACAAUGUGGGUUAUUCCCAUGAGCAGUCUGCAGAGUUGCUGACUUAAUAAAGUGUGCAUAAAGAAUUCAGAAAGUCAGCCAGAGAACCCUCAAACACUAGCCAUCAAAGCCAUCAAAGGCAUUGACACUAGCUGUGUUUUAGUGUAUUGCAUUAGAAAAGGGUGAUGAAAACAGCAACAACAUUUUGCAAAAAAAAAAACUUAGCACACACUUGAGGUGGUUUUUGCCUUUUAUGAAAAAAGCAUUGCGCUUCAUGAGAGAUGGAAUCAUUUUUUUUAAAUAUCUGACGUAGUGAACAUUUAAUUUACAGUUUACAGACUGUUUCCACUCCGUCUCCUCAUGGCUCCCAUGGCUCUAUACAUCCAUAAUCGCUCCACACAGCUCUGAUGGAUCCUCACAUUGUUAGAUGAAACUAAUAGAAAUGUCUAAUUUCCAUCCUGUUUUCUGCAUUGUUUUUCAUCGUUUGAGGUUCAACUCUUGAGGCGCUCUGUUAAUUAUGUCAUCAUGUUGUACCCUCUUCUUCUGCCAUCUACUAUCUUGAUGAACCAACUCUCUCAUAAUCACAUAACAGUUAGAUGGAUAUUUGUUUGCAUCUUCUUUUCUCGAUUGAUUAAAAUUUUGGUAAAGAUUUGCAAUACAUUUGGAUACAUGGCUAUGAUGAUGUCUUUGAGUUGUAAGGGUGGAUGUUGGAACUGGGCUUAAAUGUUUUUUCUACUGGUUCUGCCAACUGCUGCCAUCAACAGUCUUCCUUCGCAGAAAACAUUUGUCGAAAAAGGCCCAGAACAUUUGUCCUAUACAUGAGAGAGAAAGGCUCCAGCAGCCUGUGACCUCGACAAGAAUUAAGUUGUUCAUUCCACAAGCUUCCUGCUGACGUUGGAAAGUGAGUUGUGUGUUAAACACCAAAUGAUCAAAUAUGUACAUAGUCAGCUUUUAAUGUAUAUUUCCUGUUACUGAUUUGUAUCAUAUGCCAAAUGUAAUAAAUAGUUAGCUUUUCAAUAUCUUUUUUUUAUUUUAUUUUUUUAAAUCUAAGGUGUUUUUCAGCUAUGCUAGGGUCCUGGCUCUGCAAAUUGCAAUGUCAGUAGAUCAAGUUGUAUGUUGUGUUUAGUGUUUAUUAGUAACUGUUUGCAUGCUAAUGCACUGAACUAUGAUGGUGUGCAUGUAGAUAACUGUGACAUGCUCUCAAGUAUAGCCCUAUCCCGUUGCUGUAAUGAUACAUUGUUUUUAGCCACACUAGCAGCAAUGCUCUCAGGAUGGUCUGUCGUUGGGCCAUCACUUUGGUCAAGACUGAAAUAUCUCUUAGUAGCAACCUUCAUGUUCCCCUCAAAAUGUUAUUGUACUUUAUGACCAUGUACCUGCAGAGCCAAUCAGGCUCGUCUGGGCUUUGUUUUUAGUGGUAAUCAGCAAACGUUUGCAUGCCUGAGCUAAGAUGAUGAACAUGGUAAACAUUAUACCUGCUCAACAUAGCUCACAAUGACAUGUUAGCAUGUUAAUGUUAGCAUUUAGCUCAAAGCACCACUGUGCUAAAUAAAACCUCACAGAGCUGCAAGCUUCACUAUAGACUCUUAGUCUUGUUUUAAUAUGAGGUCUAUUUUUAAAGGACCAGUAUGUAGGAUUCAAUGGCAUCUAGCAGUGAAGUUGCAGAUUGCAACCAACUGAAACCGCUACCCUCAACCAAGUGCGUAGGAGAAACUAUGGUGGCUGCAAAACUCUCGAAAAGGCCCUAUUCUUAUUUUCAUUUGAUUAUACACUACUGAAAACAUACCUGUGAAUAUAAUAUUCCAUUUCUGCCAGUAGAUCCUGCUAAAUGUAUUUCUCUACAAAUCUUCAUUGUACAUAUAUUCAUCAUUAUCCAGUUCCCUAAAUCCUUCUAUGCUAUGCAUCUAUUGUUGUGUCCACAUUUUUGUAAUAUUGCAAACUAUGAAUCUUAUUUUUACCUGUGAGUCAGAUUUUCUAAAUGUCAUCUACAAAAAAAGUGAUAUUUUAGACGGAAAGACAUUAUUCACACAGAUGUGAGUAACAUGUGUUAUAAAUGUUCUUUGUGACUUCAUGUUUUUAAUAAUACACUUAUUAUAUUUGCAAAGUCACUCUGCUAAGGAAAUGAUAAGUCUGAAAAAAAGCUCAUAAAAACUCUAUGGAAGAAAAUCACCAGCAUAUUAUGUUAACAACUAACUCACAUUUCUUUCUUUAUUUCUCUUUUGUAUCAGAAUAUAAAUGCUGCCAUAUAUAAAGUGUGUGUUAACUCAA
This is a messenger RNA of Dicentrarchus labrax (European seabass), 4041 nucleotides long. It is a transcript of the gene gpr17, whose product is annotated as G protein-coupled receptor 17. Lineage: Eukaryota; Metazoa; Chordata; Actinopteri; Moronidae. Gene Ontology annotation, cellular component: membrane. The transcript has 2 exons. Gene Ontology annotation, molecular function: G protein-coupled receptor activity. Gene Ontology annotation, biological process: positive regulation of Rho protein signal transduction; phospholipase C-activating G protein-coupled receptor signaling pathway. The coding region runs from base 337 to 1356 and encodes 339 amino acids. The record is from RefSeq and is a predicted model, not a curated record.